GGGGUUUGUUCACGGAGUUUGGCUCUAUUUGAAGUGUAGACACUGAAUGUGUGACACUAAAUUUAAUAUGCUGUAAUUAUUUGCUUUCCCUGCACAAUUGUCAGUGUAUAAUUUAGCAGUGCGGUGCACUAUAAUUAUAAUAAUAGUAUAUGAGACUUUGACCUGCAGUAUUCACAUAUGACAUGCGUUUGGGACACGACCUGAAAUGAGAGUCCGGUUGUGGAAACUCGGGAGGGAAACUGUAUCCAUUGCGCAUGUUGUCAACUCCAUAAGAUCUCUUGGCCGAAUCAUGCUCUCCUGUCACUGUGAUUCAUAUCAUCACAGCCUGGUGUGACGUGCCUAAAAAAAGAAAAGGGCUUCUUUGAGUUGCAGUGGGUGGGCCCCAUCCAACCAGCUCAACAACAGUGUUUCACUUCUGCUUCUCUAAGGAAGUUAGAAAGCACAUGACCUGGACCAGCUGAUCAGGUCUCUGCUUGUCUUUUCCUCCUGACAUGGCCACAGAGGCAGGCCACUCACUUAGCUGGAAUAACACAGUAACACAGAUGACAGCGUUUCGUUAGAACCUGGCAACUCCCAUAUGGCUCUCACAGAAGUGCAGAACCCGACUCUAAAACAUGAGAGGAUCAAUAAGGAAACUGGAGAGCUGAGUGCUUCAGGGGAGUUAUCUGUCUCUGUGGAGUUGAAGGUGGAGGGCUCUUGUAUGAAUCCGCAACUCUCUCAAGUGCUCAAGGAACAGCUACAGGAGCUGGGAAUUCACACAGUCUCGAGCCCUGACCACAGAACUGACCAUGUUCCUUUCGAGCAGAAAAGGAAACAUCUGGCCAAAAUCCUGCCGCUCUACAUACAGGUCUGUGAAGAUGGUGGCAGAUUGGAAAGUUUGGACGUAAAGAGACUUGCAGCUCUCACUGCCGACAGUGUCAUUCAUAACAUCCACAGCAGACUGGAAGGAAGACCUGCAGAGGGCGCUCGUCAGGAGGUGGUGCGGUUCUUCCAAAGACCAGAUGAGGACGCAGACUGUGAAAUAAAAGAAAGCCAAGGGUGGCUGCUGUUAAAGUCUCUUUUGCUGCUCACAGCUGACAGCUCAGAUAUAUUGUCCUCGAUAAACCCAGGACUCCCUGCUGCCUUGGUGAAAUGUUUGUACCUGCUCGUGUGCCUUCCAGCUAAAAAGGAAAACAUAGCAAUAGAAGAGACCUUUCAGGAGCCACUAACACAGGUUCUGCUUCAGCUCUGUAGGCAUCCAAACAAUGCGGAGGGACUGGUAGAGACUCAGGAGCUGCAGUGUCUUAUCAUUGGCCUCACAUCACUAUGGGAUCAGUCCAGUGCUUCCUGGAGGCACCAGGCCUCCCGCGUCCUCAAAGCGGUCUCUGCUGUAGCGACAAGCAACACUGUCCCGAGCUUGCUAGGCAAGAACUGUGUGCGGCUCUGCAUCCAGAACUUACUGCACAUCAGUACUGAUGUCUCAGGACCACUGCUAGCUGAGGUGGCCGUGGCUGUGUUUAGCUUCAUCAGAGACACGUACCACCUCAAUCCAACCCUCUUCGCCGAAUUUGACGCCAACAACGGCUACAAGGCCCUUGAGAACAUCCUCAAACGCUGCGAAGAAGGUGUGUCCUUGGAUGAGUUUCAACCUGUGGAGGAGUUGCUCGCUCUCAUUGCCUCUUUCACUCUGCUUGGGAAAACUGAGCUGAAAGUGGCUCUUUGUAUCACUAACCCUCAGCCUCCAGGCUUCAAGUUUGACCCGGCGCUCACCAAAGGUUUAGCUGUAAAGAACCUGCCCGCGUUCCACCUGCUGCAGGCUUCUUUGCUGCGUUCUCAGGAUUCUCUGUUCUGCUGUCAGCUUCUUCGAACACUACAAACAAUAUGGGAGAGGGACCCGGCCAAUUUCUUCCUCUUGGAGUGGUCUGUCCAGUCGAUGGCUCAGCUAGCUCCCUGCGUGUGGCGGAAACCGGUGCCUGCUCAGAAAAUAUUCUUUUCUCUGCUUGAGAUGGUGGUAUUUAAGUUGAACUACAUCCCCCAUGAGACCUUGCGGGCCCUGCUGAGUGUGUUGAAGCAAAGCUGGGCUGGGACAGUGGCUGUUGGAAUGGCAGGGAUAGAAUUUGGAGUGGUGGCGCUCACAUGUUUCCACAGAAUGACUGUGCACAGUGGUAUGCUAGCUGACGUGCUAAGCGACUGGGGUCUGCUGGAGCUUCUGCUUGGGGAACUGCGCAGGAGAGCUAAGAUUCUUAGGAAGGCAGGAGUUGUGUCUUCCUCUAAAAUAAAUUCUCAGCAGGUGACAAGUGUGGAGGACAGUGACAAGCUGCUCACUACCUGUAUGCUUCAAGUUGUGUCAACUCUUACUUUGCGUUCAAUCAAAAACACAGUUUCAGUGCGAGAUCUUGGUAUGGUUCCUUAUAUAAAGAUCUUCUUGGAUGAGGAUCAGUAUCGAGGUCCGGCUCUGAGCAUUUUGGAGCAGCUAGCAGAAAUUAACCCUGAAGAAUUCAUGAGCACAGCUAUUGGAGCGCUCUGCUCCUCCACGCAGCAAGAGCUUGGGUUGAAGCUGGACCUUUUGCAGUCUGUGCUGAGGGUGCUGGAGAGCCCCAACAGUUGGGACGCCUUCAGAAGGGCGGGGGGCUUCACCGGACUGCUCUCCCUGGUGAUUGACAUGGAAGGAGCUCUGUCUGACCACCCAAAGGGACAAGUUUGGACGUUCUUGGGGCAUCAACCACUGCUGGACCUCCUCCUCCUCACUCUGCACAUCCUGGCCUUGGCGGUGCAUCUUCACACAGUAAAUGCACAUCAUUUUGAGACUGGUGGCUUCUAUGAAAGGCUGGCCGAGGCUCUGCUCCACCUGGGCUGCUUCCACACUGUGAGCCUUGAUAGAGAAAUGUGGGAUGGAGAGUGCUUUGGACCCAAGAGUCUGCAGGACAGUCCUUCCGGAAAGAGCUUCCACCAGUUUGUUGAGUUAGCAGAAGCUCCCAAAGCUCCCCCUGCUCCCACCUCCACACAAUGUCCUGUUUUGCCCGUCACACUUCGGACGUGCUUAAGGCUGCUCUCCUAUCUCGACCAGUUCGCCACAGGGACCUUCUCCUCUCAGGAGUUAAACAUGGGACUGGAGCCUGAGGAACGGUGUGAUGGAGAUAAAGAUAAACUAAAUAGACCAGCGGGGUAUGAAGGAGUGCAUUCAGGAUCUCCUCUUCUCCACUCGGGUUCAGGCCCACCUUCCAUGGAGGACAAACUAGGAAACUCCAGAAAUAGAGGACUCAGUAGCUCCACAUUCUGCUCAGAGUUUCAGUACAGUAGAUUCACCUUUGAUCCGAUUAUUCUUCAUCCAGGAGCGAUCCGAGUGAUGAUGACUCUCCUUCCAUCCGUCUUUACUCCAGAGGACCCUCAGCUGUCUAUGGAGGUCCAGUUCUCACUGGCACACCACAUCCAGGGUUUGGUGAAAUCUGAGCGAAACCGCCAGAUCAUGUGCGAAGGGCGGCUGGUCUCUACACUACUGGCUCAAUGUCAGAGCAUACUGCUGUCACCAAAUCACCCGCUACAUCUACCGGUUACACGAAUCUUGGAGAAGCUCUCUUCUCAAGCCAUCACACAUUUAGACUUCAGAAAGUUCCUUUGUUUAGGGGAUCCUCUCAUGUGCUUGUUAGAUAAAACAGUCAAGCAGCUCGAAUGCGACCCACAAGUCAAAGCACCUUUUUCAAAUGGUCAGAGUACACACACAGAUGCCGGAUCUUCACAGAGGACACUGAAACGCACCUUCAGCUUGUUACGGUCCACAGCCUCUCUCGGUUCUGCCAUCCCUGUCCACCAGAUCAUCAGUCUGGUCUCCAUGACGUCGCCACGCACCUUCAGACCACACAGGCUCUCCUCCUCGCCUGCAUUUGUAGAGUUUGACAUGAGUGAGAGUGGAUAUGGCUGUCUUUUCCUGCCCUCUCUGGCCACAGUAAAAGGAGUCGCUGCUGAUUCCAUCUCCACAGGUGGAAUCGGAGGAGACUGCAGAGGUUUUCCACCUGCAGCUGGUCUCUCGUUUUCCUGCUGGUUCCAGAUCAACAGAUUCAGUUCAGCCUGUGAUUCCCACCCAAUCCGUCUACUGUCCGUGGUCCGCCACAUGUCCCGGACUGAACAACAGUACAUUUGUCUGUCAAUCUCCUUCUCGGCCUACGACGGAUGUCUGGUUAUCUCCACUGAGGAGGAAGCAUUUACAUAUCUGGAUAUGAUGGAGCCAGAAGUUUGCACUCCCACUUCUUUGACUGCAUCGCUGAGGUUCCGGUGCUCCAGCAUUCUGGUCCCUGGCCAAUGGCACCACCUGGUUGUAGUCAUGGCCAAAGAUGUGAAGAAGAGCUGUCUGACCUCGGCCUACUUCAACGGCAAGGCAGUGGGGACAGGAAAGAUGAAGUAUAUUCAGCCGUUCCCUGGUCAGUAUGUAUCCAUGGACCCCACGGCGGUGAUUGAUGUGUAUGGGCUGAUAGGGACACCUGCUCCCUGGAAGGAGCAUGCUGCUCUAGUGUGGCGAGUGGGUCCUUCUUACCUUUUUGAAGAGGCUUUGAGCCCUGAGGCUGUGGGUGUUAUGUACACCCAGGGCACCACGUACCUGGGAAACUUUCUGGCUCUGCACAACACAGACACCGAGUCUGUCCCUCUCAGGCUGGUUCCUGAGGAGAGGAUCUCGUUUGGCAUCAACCCAGCAAUUUCUACAUUAACAACUGUUGCACAAAUCAGAGAAGAUUACAAUGAAGUUGAUUGCAGACUGAUUGCCAAAGAGAUGGGGAUAGCGUCUCGGGAUCACUCCACCCCUGUAUUCCUUGCACGAAACAUCAGCCAGCACCUGAGUGGUACCGCCCGCACCAUAGGAGCAGCGCUGGUUGGACGUUUUGGUGUGCGUACAUUCAACCCCAGCUCUGCAUCCAAUGGCUUUCUGUUUGUCGGUGGGCCUGCCGUUGUUCUCAGUCUAGUUGCAAUGGCGCCGGACGAUGGCUCUUUGUAUGCGGCUGUGAAAGUUCUUCUUUCAGUGCUCGAGACCAACCCUGCCAUGCAGCAAGAAAUGAACCGCAUCAAUGGAUACAAGCUUCUAGCUUUCCUGCUCAAGAUGAAGAGCAGCCUGGUGAGCCACCGAACCUUUCAGCUGCUACAGUGUCUCUGGAGCUCAGUGGAGCUGAGCUCUGGAGCUGGUUGUCUACAGAACACGUCUGCUUUUCAAGCUCUGCUUUGUGACCUGGAGGUGUGGCAGAACACAUCAGACCAUCUGGACCUUUCGGUUCUCAACUACUUUGCUGAAAUCCUGAAAUCCUCCAAUGACAGCAGUGAUGCAACGGCCAUGCACAGAAUGGGCCUGCUACCGAAGCUGCUAUUUGAAUUUUCUGAUCUGACUGUGACCUUUGAGAAAGUUAAGAUUAUUUCUUGCAUCGUCACAUCCCUACUUAAGGCUUACUUCAGCCCGGUGGACAUAAGCAGACUUGGACUCUUCCUGGUCUACACACUCCCUCCAUCUGGUAACGUGACUGAAGGCAGUGAGAUAUAUGACGGUGAUCUUUCGCUGGAUUUGUUAGCUCAGAGUUGUGGUCCAGCCAACCUCAUCUGGAAACGCAAUCAGAUGCUACAUGUGCUUUGUGAAAUCCUCAGCUCAGACAGCCUUCUAACCACAGACCAGCGAAAUACGGUGCUGGAUUCCCUGGGCAGUGACUGGUUCCUGCUCUUCCUUCAGCCUCACCUUCACCCUUCCACCUUAAAACUGGGUCUCAUCCUGCUCACGCAUUUCUUAUUGAGUCCCAGUCAGCAGAGCAGCUUCAGAGAUGGGGUGCUCCCAGGAUCGCUAAUAGAGAGCAUGGAGGAACCGUUCGCUGUCAUGGACAACCUUCGAGCUCAUUCUUGGUCUUACGAGUGCCGCAGCACCACCUGUCCAGGCUUUGAUGUCCUGCGAGGGCUGCUGAUCAGACACACCCACCUGCCUCAGGUGUAUGAAGCUCUGGCUGCUCUGCUGCUGGGGAAGACAAUCAGUCACACAACAGAGGCAAAGGUGCAUCUGGAUGAUAUGCUUCAGUCAUUCAUCGACGGCCAAACAGAUUCUCCUGCUCAGCAGCUCUGUGUAGAAGCUGCCACGAUACUGCUGGACUUGGUCAAAGUUGUCAUCACGCAGCCUGUUUCUCCAACUAAGCACGUGUCAGACUCUGACGUGUCAUGGGACGUGCAGCUCCCAGCAAGUGUGAUGCAGUUCCUUUGUCUCCUCCAUAACCUCCGCCCAAGAGAUCCACUGUGGGCAUCACCCACGUUCCUACAUGCACUCGCUGGUGUUGUGUACCCUCGGGACGUUUCAAAGUGCAUCGGGGAGCCUUGCAUAAAAAGCGAAGGUGUGGACAAGAGUCAUCCAAGCAGGAAGCCGGUGUUGGACUUCAUGCGUAUUCUCCUAAUGGACAGUCUUCUUAAUGUGUCUGCUAACUCCAACACGCAUCCUUUUAUUCUGCUGCUGGAGUUUUCCCCUGAUGGUGCAUCACUGGAGCAGAAGCAGAGUUUCCAGACAGAGCUGCUGGAGUUGGUUAUGAACAUCAUCCACAUGCUCAACUAUGAAGACGACAGCUGCACCCAUCUCAUCUCACAAGACUCAAAGGAUCAAACGCCUGAAGGACAGAUGGUGACGUUGAUGGAGAAUGUGGUGCUUUUCAGUGAAAAUGUGCUGCACAAACUGUACGGUGGAACGUUCCUGGGAGACUCUGAGAGUUUGCUCAAUUUCUUCGCAGAUCAGAUUGUGGUGGCUCUGGAGAAAGGACAAAGUCAGAAAGAGAAGACGUUGUCUUCCCUGUACUCCUGCACCAACAAAGUCCUGCUUUAUUUCUUGUCUCAACCGCGACAUUCCCAAGAAGAAAAAGAAGCGGUCAUUAGGGCAUUACAAACCUUCAUGAAACGAUGGGACGUUGCCAUGGCAACUUACAAUGCAAAUGUGAACUUCAUUACUUGCCUCCUGCACUGUCUGUUACUGAUACGGUCUGGCAGCUACCCUGAAGGUUUUGGAUGUGUGACCAAGCAAACGUCGCCCGGUCUGCUGCCUGCCAAAACCAGACAUUCAUCAUUUCUCGCCAAUGGAGCGGACAUCACGACAGAGGAAAGACAGCUUGUGUCCCUAGCAGAGGCCUGCUGGUCAAAGGUCCUGCUAGAGAGACAGCAUAUGCUUGAAGAAAACUGUAAGAUGGAGAUCUCAGUGUGCCACAAAGCUGAGGCGGGGCCUGCUAGCAUGACUAGCGUCAGUCCUCUAUGGGAGGAGAUGGCGCACAAAGCCUGGCUGCUACACACAGACUGUCAGAAGAGGAAGGUGGCCAGCAGCUCUCAGAAGAAGUUUGAUAUGAUCAGCAGCGUUCUUCGUGCAGCUUUGGGCAAACCAGACCAACACUCGGUAACCGUGGAGGAGUUUCUGUCCUACAUGGAGUCACAUCGACAGAGGGGCCACAGCAUGUUUGAGAACAUGCAGACAAACAAUUUACAGUUACGAGCUAGCGAGUGGGAAAGUGUGAGCGCCAUGUGGCUGCGUGUGGAGGCCGAGCUGCUGAGGGAGAGAGCUGUGUUCGGCCCCGGCCCAGGGGUGGUGUUGAGCCGAGACUGGGUGCAAGACGCCGCAGAAGGACCCAACCGCACCAGAUCACGCAUCCGCAGAAAGGCUCUGAGACGAUCCAAACGGGUGCUAGGUACAAUGUGUCUCGGUUUAAGGUCUGGUAUUCCUGAAGAAAACAAAAAUAAAACGGAUGAUGAAACGGAGCCCAAGAUCUUGUGUGAAGUUGGCGCAGAGGCUAAGGAAGAUGAAGACGAUGAAGGGCAGUCUUGUGACCGUCUGACUUUCUUCCCGAUUCUGAAUGAGACGCCUGCUGUCGCUGAGGGUCUUCCCGAAUCCUCCGCCCCUGAACCCUGCUCCCACACACAAGACUGCCCCGACAUACGCGUCAUCCUGCAGGAGCUGCACCCUGGAGAGGAGGUAAAGGCCAAGAUGUGUGUAGUGAUGGUGAGCGGCCUCAGAGUCACAGAGGGUUUGCUGCUGUUUGGGAAGGAGAGCCUGCUGUUCUGCGAAGGAUUCACUCUCGGUCCUAACGGUGAUGUUUGCUGCAGGAAACACCAUCCCAGCAGUGUGAGAGAUUCCUUUAUUUCCACCAUGCUGAGUAAAGAGCUGCCACCCGCCAGAUGCAGACGCUCUCUCUACGAGGAUAUCAAGGAGGCUCGGUUCAUGCGUUUCCUUUUAGAGGACAAUGCCAUGGAGAUUUUCAUGAAAAAUGGACACUCAACCUUCCUGGUAUUUCUGAACAAAGAUCAUGUCUCUGCAUAUAAAAGGUUGACCACUGUCGUGCCAGCAUUAAAAGGCAGAGGGGUUGCUGAGGUCAUCGCUAAUGCAAAAAAGACUCCUGUGGUUGAAAAGACAGCCCUUGUUAAAUGGCAGAAAGGGGAGAUAAGUAACUUCGAGUACCUGAUGCAUUUGAACACCAUCGCUGGGAGGACGUACAAUGACUUGAUGCAGUAUCCAGUUUUCCCCUGGGUCUUGGCUGACUAUCAGUCAGAGACGCUUGACCUGUCCAGUCCUGCGACUUUCCGUGAUUUGUCCAAGCCGAUGGGAGCUCAGACGGAGAAGAGGAAACAGAUGUUCAUCCAAAGAUAUGAAGAAGUGGAGAAUGAGGGCGAAGACCUGUCAGCCCGAUGCCACUACUGUACACACUACUCCUCAGCCAUCAUUGUGGCCUCCUUCCUGGUCAGGAUGGAGCCAUUUUCACACACCUUCCAGACACUGCAGGGAGGGUUUGAUAUCCCAGAGAGGAUGUUCUACAGCAUAAAGAAGGAGUGGGAGUCUGCUUCCAAAGACAACAUGGGAGACGUCAGAGAGCUGAUCCCAGAGUUCUUCUAUCUGCCCGACUUCCUGCUCAACUCCAACCACAUCCAGCUGGGACGUAUGGAGGAUGGUACUGCUCUGGGAGAUGUCGAGCUGCCUCCGUGGGCGAAAGGUGACCCCCAGGAGUUCAUUAGAGUCCAUCGAGAGGCCCUGGAAAGCGAAUACGUGAACUCCCACAUCCACCUGUGGAUCGACCUUAUUUUUGGAUUCCGACAACAAGGUCCGGCUGCCGUGGAAAGUGUGAACACGUUCCACCCUUACUUCUACGCCCAGAGUAGCCGACAGCAUGCUAAGGACCCUGUCAUCAAGAGCACGAUCUUGGGAUAUGUCAGCAACUUUGGGCAGGUUCCCAAACAGCUCUUCACCAAGCCCCAUCCGCCUCGCAGUGGCUCUAAGAAAGAAGGGUCACCGCCAUCCCACCCGACUCCAUUUUUUUUCAGACUGGAUAAACUGAAGUCUACUGCACAGCCAUUCAGAGAGCUGCAGAGAGGCCCGGUCGGUCAGAUUCUGUGCCUGGAGAAAGAGGUCCUGGUCCUGGAGAGAAACCGGCUCCUCCUGUCCCCUCAGAUGGGCUGCUUCUUCAGCUGGGGAUUCCCGGACAACAGCUGUGCCUUUGGGAACUAUGCCAAAGAAAAGAUCUUUGCAGUGUGUGAGAGUUUGUGCGACUGGGGCGAGACGUUGUGCGCCGCCUGCCCCAACCCUACGACCAUCGUCACCGCAGGGAGCAGCACUGUGGUUUGUGUGUGGGACGUCGCAGUCACCAAGGACAAACUCACCCACAUGAAACUCAGACAGCCGUUGUACGGUCACACAGACGCAGUGACGUGCCUGGCUGUGUCUGAGGUCCACAGCGUAAUGGUGAGUGGCUCCCGUGACCUCACCUGCAUCCUGUGGGACUUGGAGGAGUUGAGUUACAUCACCCAGUUAGUGGGACACACAACCAGCGUCUCUGCACUGACUAUCAACGAAGUGACUGGAGACAUUGUGUCAUGUUCGGGACCUCUGCUGUACCUGUGGACCAUGAAGGGCCAGCUGGUGGCCUGCACUGACACUUCCUGCGGCCCUCAGGCUGACAUCCUGUGUGUUCGCUUCACACAGUGGCACGUGUGGGACAACAGGAACGUUGUUGUCACGGGCUGCGCGGACGGCAUCAUACGGAUAUGGAGGACAGAGUACACCAAAACACAAUUACCUGGCCCUCCAGAAGAGCCCGUGUCCCCAGGGCAAGACCAAGCAGAGAGAGACGUGAGCAGCUCAUGUCGGGUUAAAAGCUGGGAGAGACGUCUGGUGUUAUGUCAAGAGCUGAACAGAAACCAGUAUGUGUCACAACGCCGCGCCAAAAAUAAUCCAGCCAUCACAGCACUGGCCAUGUCCAGGACUCAUGCCACUCUUUUGGCAGGAGAUGCCUGGGGCAGAGUUUUCACCUGGGUCUGUGAGUGAGAGGGGCAGAGUUUGAGCACAAAUCAUACCUCUAGACACUAUUUCAGUCCUUACUUUAUCCUCUGACAGAUGCUCAGUCCUAACUGAGCUAAACAGCAAGGCGUGCUUUAAUUCAGCACAUUUGUCUGGACAUUCACAGAAGAACAAUGUUACAAUAUUUGGUACAUUCAAAGUACAAUAUUUACCUCCUACAUGAAUAUUUAAUUCUGUACUCUUGUGUAAAUAAUGAAUUUGAACACACUUGAAUAAAAUUAUUGAUAUUUGCCUAAAUCCUGCCCUGUGACUCUCCUUUAAUUAUAACUGGGAACUUAGUCGGUCAAGAUUUGAUCUAAAGCCACUGAGGGGAACUAAAGGUGAACAGGAGACUGGCUUAAAGUUGAAUAAACUACUGAAUGAGAGGAAAACAUUCAUUUGUACAGCCAUUUAAAGUGAAAGCAAGAGUAAAUCGUGAGAAGCAUGCAAACUCAGCCAACGUUUCCUUUACAGCUUUUGAUAAUAUUACAGAGUUUAUUUCCCUGGAUGUGCACACCAUGCAUCCACUAUCGUAAAGCAUAUGGCAUGUACACAUGUCAGCAUACUAUGCUGUGAGGACUGUAAUGUUUGGCUUUGGUGAAUGUUUGUGGCGUGGACAACCCAGGAUGUUUAGUUAGAUGUGAAUCGUUUAUAGGCCUUUGUUGUUUGUCACAAUGUGUUUUCAAUUUGCUUUGUAAUGUGGCAUUGAGUGCUUUCUUGUACCAUAAUCGUCCCUCAGUUUAAUGUGAUCAUGUAAAUUAUGUGUGUUGUGGGUGAUGUAAAAUGUUUUUGUGUUUGUUGAGGUAUUUUUUCUGCUUAUAACAGUUUUGUUUUGUUUUUUUGCAUGUGUUUAUGGUUACCUGAGGAGAGAGAUGCCAUUUUAGCAACACAGUGUUCAGUGUGUAAUCACUGACAUAAAUUAUAGACACUCUUAAAAUAGUGCACACACCUUAUAAUAAAUAAUGCUAUAUUGUGGAAA
Molecule: messenger RNA, 11264 nt
Organism: Mugil cephalus (flathead mullet)
Lineage: Eukaryota; Metazoa; Chordata; Actinopteri; Mugiliformes; Mugilidae
Gene: wdfy4
Product: WDFY family member 4
Exons: 66
Coding region: 578-10273 (3231 amino acids)
Molecular function (GO): protein binding
Source: RefSeq, a predicted model, not a curated record